Molecule: messenger RNA, 5567 nt
Organism: Coregonus sp. 'balchen'
Lineage: Eukaryota; Metazoa; Chordata; Actinopteri; Salmoniformes; Salmonidae
Source: the annotation of a GenBank genome assembly
CUGAAUGGAAAGCACUCAUUGUUCACUUGCCCAUACAUGACUUGCGUAAACCCGUCCAUUGAAUCAGGAAGUAAUAAUUUGCAGCGGUUCCUUGAUGAGAAAUGUUAAUGUACUAGGGCAGUCUAGAAUCUUUUGUUUUGUAUCGGCAAAUAUAGGCUAUUAGAGUUGCGCACUGGAAAAUAUAAUAUUCGUGGACGGGAGCCUAUCUUUUGGUGUAAGUCUUUUUAGUGCGCCUUUUUAUUCUCGGAAAGUACCCGGAAGACUUGAAUUUGACACCUUGGCUAAGGUAGGGUAAGUAGAAUGGAUGUUCCUCACCUGACAGAAGAUGAAAUGGCAGAUAUUAAAAAAGAGGUAAGUUGCCUUUUUGUCUGACUGUCAAUUCAACUGUCAGGGAGGCUGUUUUACAAGAAUGAUUUGCCAGAAUGUUGUUAACUUAUAGAGAUGGGAACUUUAAAUGUAGAAAUGCGCAAAAUGAAGAAGUGAAAGUAACCAACUUAUGCCACACCCUAGCAGGGCCGACCAAACUGGGGCACUAGGGGGGCCCCGAACCCAAAUUAGUUUGAAUUUUUUUUAUAUAUAUAUAUUUUUUGGAAGUCAGUCAGGGUCUCAAAUUAAUGUUGAGAGAUAUCAUAGUAGAACACACAACAUGCAAUUUCGAAAUUUGGUAGUUCAUUAGCAGUUUUCCUCUUGUUAUUUCAGUCACAGACAGUCAAUCAAUUAGCCCCUGUCAGCUAACAUGUUAUAGAUUGCUAAGUAAGUUAGUGUAAACAUCUAUCUAAACCUUGUAGUAAUCAUGGCCAAAUUACUGACCGGGAACCCAAGGCACGUGCCCAGGAGCCCUGACCUCCAGUGGGCCCCCAUUGAUUUAGUUAUUCACUCUCACUCGUUUAGGGCCCCCAAAGCCCUGCACAUAUUCAAGUUAUUAGCCUUCCCACUGGGCACAGAUGUCAGUUCAAUGUCUAGAUUUGAUUUACAUUUGGUUGAGUUGUCAACCAACGAGAAUUCAAUGGGAAAUCAUCAAAAAAUGUCACCAUGUCAUUGGAUUUAGAUUAAAAGUUGGGGGAAGAAGACUAAAUUACCUUACAUUGAUGGAUUUUUAAAAAAAUUAUCCGUUUUCCACGAAGAUUCAACAUCUUCACAUAGAUCUUUUUGGUUGAAAUGACGUGGAAACAACAAUGGUAAAUGUUUUAAUAAAUCUUGAAUAUGGGUAAUCAGAAUGUGUUCUUAGGUGUCAAAUUAUAUGGCUACGAUUGGAUUAACGUUUGAAGUGUAAUUUUAUGAUUACUUUAAAAAUAUAUAUAUAUAUAUAUAUUUCAAGACCCUAAAAAGCUAUUGUUUACCUUUUAUAUUUCUAAAUAAAUAAUGUCUAUUUGUCCGGCCCGUGGCCCAUAACUCAAAUGAUGUACGAAGCCCAAAGGUUUGAGCACCCAUGCUCUAUAGGCUACCCCAUUUUUACAGAAGCCUAUAUGUGUGUAUAGUGUAAAAAAGUUAUUAAUGUGCAUAUUAUACCUAACCCCUUUCUCAUAAUGAUCAACAAAGGCAUACAGUGAGGGAAAAAAGUAUUUGAUCCCCUGCUGAUUUUGUACGUUUGCCCACUGACAAAGAAAUGAUCAGUCUAUAAUUUUAAUGGUAGGUUUAUUUGAACAGUGAGAGACAGAAUAACAACAAAAAAAUCCAGAAAAAUGCAUGUCAAAAAUGUUAUAAAUUGAUUUGCAUUUUAAUGAGGGAAAUAAGUAUUUGACCCCCUCUCAAUCAGAAAGAUUUCUGGCUCCCAGGUGUCUUUUAUACAGGUAACAAGCAGAGAUUAGGAGCACACUCUUAAAGGGAGUGCUCCUAAUCUCAGUUUGUUACCUGUAUAAAAGACACCUAUCCACAGAAGCAAUCAAUCAAUCAGAUUCCAAACUCUCCACCAUGGCCAAGACCAAAGAGCUCUCCAAGGAUGUCAGGGACAAGAUUGUAGACCUACACAAGGCUGGAAUGGGCUACAAGACCAUCGCCAAGCAGCUUGGUGAGAAGGUGACAACAGUUGGUGCGAUUAUUCGCAAAUGGAAGAAACACAAAAUAACUGUCAAUCUCCCUCGGCCUGGGGCUCCAUGCAAGAUCUGACCUCGUGGAGUUGCAAUGAUCAUGAGAACGGUGAGGAAUCAGCCCAAAACUACAUGGGAGGAUCUUGUCAAGGAUCUCAAGGCAGCUGGGACCAUAGUCAACAAGAAAACAAUUGGUAACACACUACACUGUGAAGGACUGAAAUCCUGCAGCGCCCGCAAGGUCCCCCUGCUCAAGAAAGCACAUAUACAGGCCUGUCUGAAGUUUACCAAUGAACAUCUGAAUGAUUCAGAGGAGAACUGGGUGAAAGUGUUGUGGUCAGAUGAGACCAAAAUCGAGCUCUUUGGCAUCAACUCAACUCACCAUGUUUGGAGGAGGAGGAAUGCUGCCUAUGACCCCAAGAACACCAUCCCCACCGUCAAACAUGGAGGUGGAAACAUUAUGCUUUUGGGGUGUUUUUCUGCUAAGGGGACAGGACAACUUCACCGCAUCAAAGGGACGAUGGACGGGGCCAUGUACCGUCAAAUCUUGGGUGAGAACCUCCUUCCCUCAGCCAGGGCAUUGAAAAUGGGUCGUGGAUGGGUAUUCCAGCAUGACAAUGACCCAAAACACACGGCCAAGGCAACAAAGGAGUGGCUCAAGAAGCAGCACAUUAAGGUCCUGGAGUGGCCUAGCCAGUCUCCAGACCUUAAUCCCAUAGAACAUCUGUGGAGGGAGCUAAAGGUUCGAGUUGCCAAACGUCAGCCUCGAAACCUUAAUGACUUGGAGAAGAUCUGCAAAGAGGAGUGGGACAAAAUCCCUCCUGAGAUGUGUGCAAACCUGGUCGCCAGCUACAAGAAACGUCUGACCUCUGUGAUUGCCAACAAGGGUUUUGCCACCAAGUACUAAGUCACAUUUUGCAGAGGGGUCAAAUACUUAUUUCCCUCAUUAAAAUGCAAAUCAAUUUAUAACAUUUUUGACAUGCGUUUUUCUGGAUUUUUUUGUUAUUAUUCUGUCUCUCACUGUUCAAAUAAACCAACCAUUAAAAUUAUAGACUGAUAAUUUCUUUGUCAGUGGGCAAACGUACAAAAUCAGCAGGGGAUCAAAUACUUUUUUCCCUCACUGUACCCUUCAUCUAAUUAUUCUUUGUCCACACAUGUUUACCUGUCCUUCAGUACAGUUACAGUAUUGUCAUCAGCAGUCAGUCCUCUGGUCACACACACUUGAUAAAACACAUAUCAACUAAUUGUGUCCCUAUAUAACAUACAGAUUGUCCAGAACCCAACCCUCAACACUACACAAAACACCCACAGUUUCCAUCUUGCUCUUCUCUGUCCAGGUCCUAACGAGGAUGCGACCGUACCUCUGUGAUAAGAUCCGGGUCGACCGCCAUUUUGACUACCUGCGCUCGCGUAAGAUCCUGACGCGGGACGACACAGAGGAGAUCAGCUGCAGGAGCACGCAGCGCAAGCGGACGGGCAUGCUGCUGGACUACCUGGCUGAGAACCCUCGUGGGCUGGACGCCCUGGUCGAGUCCAUCCAGCAAGGACGUACCCUCAACUUCAUCAUCACCAAGAUCACUGAUGAGGUGCAGAAAGUGAAGAACGAGAGGAUAGAGGCUCUCAGAGGUAUGUUGUGUGUCUGUGUGUUGUUGUUUAUUCUUUGUUUGAAGUCAUAUAAUGAAGGUACUGCGGUGAACCACACUUGAGUGACGAGUAAUCUUGCCUGAGACCUGAAGAUUUGUGUUAGCUCCCUGAGCUAAUAGGCUUUAGCUCAGUGGGCUAACACAGUCUUAGUACCAUUAUCAUGACCAUCUCACAUUGGUCCUAUACAGCAGGGGCAUCCAGUUCCUCCUCGGGCUUCCUGCCGACCCAGGACACAUCCGGGGUCACUAAAGACCUCUCCAGGACACUGUCAGAUGAGUCCAACCUGACAUCCACCAUGCCAUACAACAGAGAGGGGAGCCCAUCCACCUCUGACGCCCUAAGAUCCCUCAACCUGCCCACUGCCUCCAGCCAAGGGAAGGAGGUGUCGUCAUCCAUGGGAGGGGGUAGCAUGGCUGUGUCUUCAUCCCAGGCCUCGUCCACACUGCCCAGGCCUGGAGACCCAGGGGCUCCCCCCCUGCCGCAGGAGGCCUUAUCUAACAUGGAUGCUGGACCACAUGGGAGCACGGCGAUCAGCGGAGGGGACGCCAACUUCCAGCCCCUGAGGUCACGCUCAAUCACCCCCACUUCCACGUCAUACAGGGACUUCUCGCCUCGGCCCCCACCUAAAUCUUACUGAGGACCGCCCCUUGCCCUGGAAUGCCUCCCAUAUCAUUACUCAUCACAAACAUUCACUCUUCAAUUGUAUUGUGUUUGUACAAGUGUAUGUGUUUUCUCAAUGGUUUUAGUUCAGUGAUACAUCAAACAAAUACCAACUCAUAAAGUAUGUUCCAUGCCUUAAAUUUUACUCUGGGUUAUUAGAAAGCUGGACAAACUUAUUUUGGAUUCAAUGAAGAACCGUACAAGUAACUACUUACUAAUCAUGUCUCAAACAUAAGCUGUACCUUCAUGAAUUUUACUCUGCUCCUAUCAAGUCCUCUUUCAUAAGAUGCCCCUUACCCAUAGAGAGACGGAUUGAGACAUAGGUACAUUUUAUUCUGGACUUGGACUAAAGUUGUAGGUCAUCAUUCUCCAUCGACACUGCUGCUCAUCUCCUUUCCUAUGAAUUAUGGGUGUGUGAGUUCUUAAUGAGAGACUGGCAUCAACAUGCCACACCAUGGCAGCUACAGUAGAGAUGUGUCCUUGUAAGGAGCCCAGAGCACCAGAAGACAACUUCUCUGUAUUGACACAUAAUACGGGAAUGAAUGGUUCAGCAUAUGCAUUAAGGCACACAAACUGUAGUCACAAACUUUGGUAGGCCUACACUGAAAUGGUUAAUGUUUUUACUCUAGACUAUAGUAUUGAUAUACUAUAGAUACAUUUUCUUAUUGUGAAAGUGCAUGAAUGUGUAAUGUGGUGCAACGAUGUUACUUACUAUCAAAAAGUUCACUUUAAUACCUGCUAUUUUGAUAAUUGAUGUACCAGUACUUUUUAUAUUUGAGAUCUUGAAAAUCUAGGCCUUCUAUAAAUAAAUCAAAGGAAUAUGAGACACAGGAGACAUUUCCUGUAAAGUAUGUGAUUCAUUAAUGUUUGUUAAAGAUGGAUCAUAGAAAUACAUUCUAUCCUUAUUUUCUUAAGUUUCAUCAUGAUUUUAUGAGAAUUACAUUAGGCAAUAACAUGAAUGAAACUUAAGCUGAUCAGUCGCAGACCUCAAAAGUCAGUCAUUUUUGUAAACGUAGGUAUUAGAGAACUCUGUUUUGUUUUGGAAAAACAGUUAAACCUUAGAAUGCUGCUCGAGAAUGACAGUCACAGGGAUUGAGUGUCUCCUUGCCUGUUCUGUCCGAUGUUGACAGAAGAAAUUAGCUUUUUCACAUGUUAAACAAGCUGCUCUGUAUAGCGUGGGCAGGUGCUUCUCUGGAGUACAGUUAAGUAAUAAACUGUCGCCAUUCCACUUAUGUA